CAGUAUGAUUUUGAAGUGCGGAGUAGUCGGUCGCAUGCGAGGUGUUUUUAGAGUUGUUUUCUUCAAUUUUCAUCAAUCACUUCGGAAUGAAUAGUUCCUUCUCUAUUUCUUUCCAUCUUCCGACUCGGGUGACGUUACUUUGUACGCCGUAACAUCGGACACUUGUUAUUUUCUUUUUUCUUUAAUCUUUCGACCGAAGUGAAUCUGAAAUCAUUAUUGCCACUAGGUAGUCUUUUCAGGCAGCUUAUCAAACUCCGUUCAAAGGGUAGAACGGUUCGCGUAUACUUUCCGCGUUUCGUACCGGCAGCGUUCUUUUGAACGGGUGUGUCAAGUACUUCGGGGCGUUCGAACAACGGCUAUUGUUACAUUUUCCAACGAGACUUGAAAUUCUCAAGGGCCAGAAAGCGGCCACUACGAAUCGCGAACGCUUCGGAAAAUGGUCUUGGAAUUUCUCAGAAAGUAUUAUGUGCAGAGAUCGGAUUGUUCCCGAAUCGAUUAGGAUAUCUGUUAAUAUUUGUUGUCAGGAUAGUCAACGACACGCUAAUUACAUGAUUUCCAUAUAUUCUACUAGAUUAGCCCGAUGAAACUCCAAUUGAAACUGUAUAAUAUUGUCGAGAAGGUCGAAAUGACUUACGGUUGACGAGUCGCCACUUGAACGGACGUAUCAUCCACCGCUGGUGGACCAGAUAAGGACGGGGGCAGGAUGAGGUUUCGAGUUGUUUCACGGUUUCUGAUAUUCUUUGUCAUCGUAUCACCGGUACUUCCAUCGCCCGAGGGUUGGGUAUCUCCGAAAUGUACCUUGCGGAUACGCGAACAACGAACCCGACAAGUUCCCUACACCGAGAGCUACCAGGAACAUUUAUGGGGUAACGCUUAUCGCAUGCAGUGGCGCACGAAAUACAGAACCGAGAACUAUACGGUUGUUAGCGACGAAAUAGUUUGCUGCAAGGGAUACGACACCGUCGACGAAUUUUGCAAACCUCAUUGCACGUCGACCUGCGAAAACGGUCACUGCGCGAAGCCGUUUACCUGCGAAUGCAACCCCGGUUUUCAUCCGUUGCCACACGACUCCGAGAAGUGCGUACCGAUAUGUCGAGAGCCGUGCGUCAAUGGAAAGUGCGUUGCCGAUUCGAAAUGUCAUCGCGGUGUCUGUUCGGCGGCGAAUUAUUGCGAGUGCGACGAUGGAUACGAAAAAAAUGAGCACGACGUGUGCGUUCCAGUUUGCAACAAAAAUUGCGAAAACGGAGAAUGUAUCACGGUGGAGACUUGCGAUUGCGUCGCCGGUUAUGAAAAGAACAGUGAUAACUUGCAAUGUCUCCCCAUAUGCAGCAAAACGUGCGAAAACGGGGUCUGCGUGGCUCCCGAUAUCUGUGCUUGUUACGAAGGCUGGAAAUUGGCAAAAGACAAUCACAUCUGCGAACCUUUGUGCAAUAACUGCGGGAACGGCACCUGCAUUUCGCCCGGAAACUGCCUUUGCUACGAAGGUUUCGUCAAGGACAAAGUCGACGGUGGAACGUGCCUACCCGUGUGCGAACAGGAGUGCGUCAACGGCGUUUGUUCGAUCGGAGGAUGUUCCUGCGAUAUCGGAUGGAGUGGAGAAUCCUGCGAAGAAGCUACUCUGUGCGACAUUAUCGAACCUGUUGACAGAAGCGUUCCCGUUACACCAAGGUUACCGGAAGUGGCGAACGCACCUGACGGUCAACAGAUCGUAUGGAAAGGGCCUACGUGUCACCUGGACUGCAUAAAAGUACUGGACACUCUGAAAAUCAAAUUUACGCAGAGUAGCAAAUUCUUCAAUCAACAUUUCGUCCCUAUUGAAUCUUCUUGCAACGGUGCUUCGACCGGAUUGAUAUUUCCAAAAAAAUAUGUCGUUCCUGCGGGAGCGCUAAUUGGACUUGCAACGGGUACUUCAGCGAUCGCAGCUAUUAUCAUGCGAAAAAGACGAAUGCUGAAAAGCAAACUGGAAAUUUCAGCUCGAUCAUCGCAGUGCGGUUCCGCCGAUGACUACAACGAGCAGACCGACAAAAAUUUUAUUAGAAUGAAGUACAGAUUACACAAUCGUGACGAAUCUUUUCCGUACGGGUCUUCAUUUUUCCCGCAUGGUUCGGAAAUAAUUUGAAAAUCGACAGUGAUUCGUCUUUUUGUGAUAAUAUUCGCCAAUUUCAUGCACUCUUCUCAGUCACAUUCAAUUAAAUACCUGUAAGGACACUAACGACAAAA
Messenger RNA from Athalia rosae (coleseed sawfly), 2220 nucleotides. RefSeq names its product teneurin-4-like. Lineage: Eukaryota; Metazoa; Arthropoda; Insecta; Hymenoptera; Athaliidae. The coding region runs from base 704 to 2119 and encodes 471 amino acids. The transcript has 7 exons. The record is from RefSeq and is a predicted model, not a curated record.